AGGUCUAAAAAAAUAAUGACAUCAACUGCUUAAGAAUCCUGUAAGUAUCCAAAAGCUAUACUUCCUCUUUCUUUUCACAUAUUGACUUCAAUCGGACCAAAUAUCCUCACUUUAGCGCUCUCUCUCAUAUCUUCCCCUUCAAUGUGUUUAAUGAUGAAAGAUGUGUUGCAAAAUACUUUGAAAGCGGCACUCGUAAAGCUUUCAGGUCAAUGGCCAUCCGCAUGAAGUCCAAGUUAAGCCGUACACCUUCUAAAGCAGUGGUGUAUUGCAAGAACAUGGCUGACUUAGGUUGAGUCAUUUCAGAAAAACAGCUCUCUCUAACAAUAUUUGUAGAUAGAAAGCUGAUGAGAAAGAAGAAGAAGACAUGAUGAGCAUGGUUAAAGACCUAGCUGAAUACGAAAGUCGAUUCCGUGCUUGUAUUGCAUAUAAUUCGGAAGCAUCCUUUACUGAAAAGCAUAUAAUGCCAGCAAUUCGAAGACUCUUGCUUCAAGAUGAAACUGAUGACCUCUGCUAUGCAAUCAUUGACAAACCGAACGAAAAUGGCAAAAAGCCUGGUUUCAUGAUCGGCACAAAGGUCAAGGGAAAAGAACGCUAUUUUUUCUUUGUUGAAGUCAAAAGACCAGACACAGUAAGCAAAUGCCAGCCCGAAAGCGACUUUGUAAAGCUGAUGAAGCAUAUGAAAAACUCUGCGGACCAGCAACUUUGUUUAGGUGUGACAAACCCUUUGUCUCUUGGUCUUUUAGUUGAAGGGCUCCAUUGUACUCUUUUCCAAAUGAUGAUUCUUGCUGAUGGAGUUUAUGUGCCUACAGCAAUUAAGGACUUCAGCCUGAUUGAAAGAAUGCACCAGUUGUGUGAGCUUAACAAGUUUGUUGUUGAGGUGAAUUUGAAAAAGUCAAAUGGAGAAAAAAGAGUGGGAAGAGAACGCAUGCGUUUCUCUUUUGAGACCAGAUUCGGAGCGAAGGCGAAGACCAAGAAAUCCUGGAGAAUCUAA
Molecule: messenger RNA, 991 nt
Organism: Gilbertella persicaria
Lineage: Eukaryota; Fungi; Mucoromycota; Mucoromycetes; Mucorales; Choanephoraceae
Exons: 4
Coding region: 365-991 (208 amino acids)
Source: RefSeq, a predicted model, not a curated record